Fusarium oxysporum Fo47 is the source of this 1953-nucleotide messenger RNA. RefSeq lists its product as uncharacterized. The coding region runs from base 1 to 1926 and encodes 641 amino acids. The transcript has 5 exons. Gene Ontology annotation, molecular function: metallopeptidase activity. The record is from RefSeq and is a predicted model, not a curated record. NCBI's taxonomy places the organism in Eukaryota, Fungi, Ascomycota, Sordariomycetes, Hypocreales, Nectriaceae.
AUGAUUGCACUCUACUUUCUUCCUUUCGUUUUAUGGGCUUGUCUGGGACAAGCCAUAUUGACCCCUCGCAAACCGUUCGACACGGCAUUCUACGUCUUCAACGGAGCUUGGUCAUGUUCCCAAGAUCAGCUGAAAACAAUUUCUGGGGCCAUCGACGAGGCACAUGAUCUUUCCAAGGCAGCUAUCAAUGUCCUUUCGAAGCCUAGCUCCGAACAGUCGAUCGCCUUCGAGUCUUGGUUUGGCUCAAGCAACGGAACUCCUAAUAGAAGAGAUAUCAUUCUCAAAAGACAUUUUCAAGCCGUUUUGGAGAAUCUGAUCCCAUCCACUGCCGCCGCCCAAUUUCGACUCUCGCACAGCCCGUUCCUGAAUCCCCAGCAAGGCUCUACCAUCACCGAGUCUUCUCUGGUCUACGCCUGUCCUCCCCCUUCCGAGCCAGUAUGCGAUGGCAAUACGGUGGCAGCUGUUCAGAGUGCAACCGGUUCUAGAGCGGCGGUAUUCGGGGCGACGCUUCUCGUUCUUUGCCCCGACUUCUUCGGAAACAAGCCUAACCUCGAUAGUGCUGUUCAAUUGUGGAAGACGGAGCAUACCCUGGGCGACAAUCUGUCGCGUGGCUUUGCACUCGUGCAUGAAGUUCAGCACAUGAUCCAGGCAACCGAGUCAGAAGAGGAACGAUGCGACGACUUGCAGGACCCGUUUGAGGAUAACAAGGACUGUUAUUCAGCUAGCUGUUGCUUCCGGCUUUCCGAUGCCCAAAAGUUAAAGAACGCCCAAAACUACGCUAUAUACGCACUCGAUGUAUUGGCUUUCCCUGAUACUGCAGGAUCUCCGUCUUCGUCAUGCAACCUGCCCCAGAAGCGCGAAGAAGUACCCUUCUUAAACUUCUUCAAGCGUCAAGCACAGCCACUACCAGAAUCUGUGCCGCCUGCUCCUUUCCAGAACACUUCUGCUAGCUUCAUUACCUUUCCAAAGACUAGCACGGAACCAUUGUCCUCCGAGGUUCCUGUGACUCCUACCAGCAACGUUACUACACCAGGCGGGGUUCCUACAGAGCCGGUUACAUCAGGUAGUCCUAUUACCACUUCGUUCAUCGAGACCGCGACCACGUCAUCGGCAGCACCAACUACGACCGUCAGCGAUGGUGCCACAGUGGUAGUAUCUGUUGGCGCAGUUGUUGUUGGCGGACCGGGGGGCGGAUUCAUCUCUGUUGGUGGAGCCUUGAUCCCCGUUGCUGCCGGUGCUGUCGUAACGGCCAAACCUGAGGACGAACAGAAGCCAACAGACCCGGAUGACAAGUCGACAGAGCCUACGUCCACUCCAACCCCGACCUCAACCUCUACUGAGUCAGAGUCAUGCAGCGUACCAACUACAACAGCGACGUAUGGUUCAGAAGGAAAUGCAGUUUGUAGGGAUUUGUCUGGCAUGAGUAAUGAACAGCUUUUGCAACUCAUCCCACAGUAUGGCCAAGUCAGCUCUUCUGCUGAGCCUGCACCAACCUCUACACCAGGCGCUUCUAAUACUACCGCCAUCAUCUCUGGUACGCCUUCACCUUCGACUUUCUUGACGACACUAGCUCCCAAGCCAGAAGUUCCGAUAUCCACUGUAAACACUACCUCAAUCCUGGUGACAAUUCCAGCCCCCAAUGGCUCAAGUACGCUGGUGACUGUACCAAGUAUACAGACACCUGUUCCCUUUAUCGGUGAUACCACCAACUGCAACCUAACAGACAAUGCGGUGCCCGAAUGUCAGAACUUGGUCAACGGGAAGAGGGCUUGCCUCUACUCUCAGCCCAAGGGCUUUUUGUGCGUUGCAGAUUGUCCUGCAGGGGAUCCUUGCCUGCAAACUUGCCAGACAAUGAAUUACAAGGGUGGUUAUUGCAGCAAUGGAACUCCCUCGUGCGUGUGUUCUAAUGACGAUCCUACUGCUUGAUCAACUCGUAUCAACCCUGCUCUCACG